Messenger RNA from Effrenium voratum, 3251 nucleotides. NCBI's taxonomy places the organism in Eukaryota, Dinophyceae, Suessiales, Symbiodiniaceae. The record is from the annotation of a GenBank genome assembly.
UUCUCGCAGCGCCGCGAGUUGCCUUUUUGUCACUUUUUGUUGGCCGCUUGCAGGUGGAUCCAAUUCGUGCUACUGGGGACUCUUUGGCUGGGCUUUGUUUUGACAUCGGGGCAUACUGUUUGGGUCCCAACUCGCCAAUCUGUCAGGAUUUGCGCGACUUCGAAGACGUUCUGGUUGGGCCCAACCGGUGAGGCCCGUGUAUCUUUGGAAAUCGUGACCUCGUUGAGCCAGGCACUCCGAACUUUUGAGCUUGCGCCUCGAGCUCCACGUUCCGACCCCAGAAACCCCCGCCCUUCAGCCCCUGGCGGCCCGGUGCCGAUUUCGGCUGCUUGUUUUGCAGGAUGUGGGUCAGCCAGUCUGACGGAUGGACGCUGCGAAGCCUUGCAAGGCUUGGCCCGACCGACCUUCAGGCCGCGAGUGAAAAGGAGGAGGAGCAUCCAAACCCGUGCGUUGGUGUUGCCAAAGAAGCCAGUCAAUCUUGUGUUUGCUCUGGAAACUUGGCUCGAGGGUACUCAUCAACACUGACACAACAACAGCUCGCAAUGGUUGCCCGAUGGGUCUAGUGCCAGUGCUUGAGGAAUCGCAGGCCGCUCAAGCGCUUUUCGAAUAGCCAUGGCGAUGAUGCGGACCAGGACCAAAAGCCGAGGUAUGUGCCUCUGCCUUCUCGGGAUUGCAUUGGCGCUGCUCGUGCAGCCGAGCACGGACUUUGCUCGAGGAGUUCCUGGGCUGAAGGAGCAUGCAAAACGGCACCCGUUGCAUGCCGGAGUCGCUCGGCGCGCCGGGGCUGCGCAAGAGGACAACAGUGCCGAGGACCGGCUCGAUCUCGAGGAGGUGGUCGCAGAAGCCGACAGGGUGCUGGAGGACAACGGCACGGCGAAAGAGACCAAAGCCGUCUUGCGAAAAGCGCAGAAGAUAUAUCCAGGGAAGUGGACCCUUUCAGGUCUGAAAGACGAGUUGCAACAAAAACUGCGCGAGUUUGUGGAGGAGGCCAAAGCAGCCUCAAAGGGCUUGAACGAGGACCUGCUCCUGGCGCGACAGCAGCAAGCGAGCGCCCAGCGGCAGGUUGAGACUGCCCAGCAGCAGGUGGAGAUGGUGAUGAAGAGUCUGGUUAAAGCCGCCGCCAGAUUGGAGAAGGCGGAGGAAUCAGGCACCAAGGAGGAGGUCAAGGAGGCCAAGGAGGAGGUGGAGAAGGCGGAGAGGAAGGUGGAGAAGGCGGAGAGGAAGGUCCAGGAGGCGGAGAGGAAGGUCCAGGAGGCGAAGAAGGAGGUCAAGGAGGCGAAGGCAAGCGGCCGGACGAAGGAGUCCGAGGCACGGAGCAGUUGGUGCGAGAAGUUGCUCGCGAAGAAGUUGAAGUUUGGAGCAGCCGACCAACUGCUUGCAACAGUUGGGGCCACAUGGGACUAUUGUGGGAAGGAGGUGCUGCGUGAAAGCAUGCAGAUCCCCAUCCAGAAGCUGCACGAGCAAAAGGGGAAGAACAGUGACAAACAGCUUCAUCCUUUGUUCAUCGCAUUUGCAGGCCCAGGGCAAGGCAAGUCCCGGUUGCUGACAGAGUUCCCGGGCCUGGUCGAGCAGUGCUUGCAGAAUGUGUCUGAAAGGCAGAAACUGAAAUUCAGCAAGCAAACGAGGAGCUUCAUGAUCAGCUGCGAGAACGGCCUCUCUCCCGGGGACUGGGCCACGGAGGAGCUCAAUGCCCGACGCUUUGUGGCAUGCCGCAUGCUGUGGCAGCUGCGGAAUGCAAACAAAGAGGCUUUUCGGGAGGUCGGCGCUCCAACAGACUUCGCCGAAUUCCGCAUCCAAUGCCCUGCCGACCUCACACCCUCGCCUGUGCUUAGGUCUGUGCUGCGUGAUGAGCUCAAUCAUACCACGGUGGUGAUCGGAGUCGACGGGAUGCAAGGUCUGCCUGGAUUUGCUGACCGCAGUGAUGCUGCGGGCAAGGACCUGCCAUUCUAUCAGGUGAUGCAGGAGGUCUGCCGCCUCGUCGACCAAGUGGAAGGCCCCUUUGUCGUAGCCUGUGUGGCCGCUUUGCAAAAUGUGAAGAGUGGACUUGCUGGCAGUCCCCAGGCCCGAGUUUUUCUGGAGCUGCCACGCGUGACCGCCGUAACCCGCAACAAACAGCCGGUGCUGCCCGGCCACCGCCUAAAAGACCUCCUGGUCGAAGACAUGGGCGGGCAUGGCAGAGCUUUGGAGUGCCUUCUAGAGGCCUUGAUGGAGAUGCCCAACGCUGCAGCAACUGCCUUGGUGGGUGCAGUUAUGAGACAAUUGAGGCAGAAGUAUCCUGACGCCACUCAGAUUGAGCCGGGUGCAGACCUCAAGGAACUGCUUCGCGCAGCUCUGUCAGGCAGAUGGAUUUUGUCUGGCGAAAUGGUCGGCAAUCUAGAUCCUGAGAAGGUGGAGCUUAUCCGCGUCAAGUUCAAGGACGGCGACUCCUCGCAGUACCGCAUCGACUUGCCCUACAUUUGGUUGUACUUGAUGCUGAGUUUGUCUAAGUUCUCUGACGAUUUGCAACCGUGGAACUUGAUGGACUACCGCUUGUUUGAGUCAGAACCAACCUGGCAACAGUGGGAAGAAUUCAAUGCCAGGUUUCGAGUGUUGCGAGCUUCUGCGUUUGAGGAUGGACAACUAGUUGACAUUGCCGAUCUACACAGGGGUGCAGUGAUCCAGCCUGACAGCUUGAAAAGCACCAAGGUCAUCAACCGGCAUCUGCAAUUUGCCAAAUCCAGGAAGCAAUUGUUGUCGAGGUCCUCACGCUGCGGCAAUCCCAAAGCUCGGACAAAUUUACUUAAGGGACUGGGAAUGCACCAGUGCGUAGUUGAAAUGACAGACCAAAACCUUACAGUGACGUUGACUGACAAACGUGUUUUGGUCGUGAAUGCUGCCGGAGCUCCAGCUGCUGAUGCCUUUCUCAUGUUGGAAGAGGUGAGGGCAAAGGGCAACAAUCACACGAUCUCUGAAUGUUUGCAAUGCAAGAAGGGCAAUUCUCCAUUCAUAGUGGAGAACGAGCGUGACAAAGCAUGCGACACAGCUGACAUCCUGGUGCUUUUGCUGACAAGGACAGAGACUGUGCCACAAACCGGCGGACAGCGCUUGAUCUUCGUAUCUGAAGCGCAGUACCAGGAGUACUUUGGCUUCUACGCUGGUAGAGCCUUCUAUCAAACCAGGGCGGCCAAACCUUGAAGGCUGAAUUGUUGCUGCUGUGCCAUUUCCUGGCCUAGAAUUGGAUCUCGGGGCUCAAAGAAUUGCGGAGCAUGAGG